ACAAUACAUUUGCCAUGAAUACUAAGGUCCUGCUCCUCCUCGGCCUGGCUGCCCUGGCCUCAGCCGACACCCCCAGAUACGCAUACAGUGCUCCUCGGGAUUCGUUCGAAGAUUCAGUAGAGUAUGAUGACGCCAAGUAUAACUUCAACUGGGCCGUCGACCACGACGACUCCGGCAACCACUUCGGCCACCAGGAAGCUCGCGACGACGACCACACUCAGGGAUCCUACUACGUGCAGCUCCCCGACGGCCGCCUGCAGACCGUCAAGUACUUCGUGGACGGCGACUCCGGCUACGUGGCCGAGGUCAGCUACGAGGGCGAGGUCCGCGAAACGCUCAGAGCCAGACCCAGGUACUCCGCGCCCACUCCUCGCUUCGACUCCCGCGAGAGACCCGCCCCCACGCCCUUCAGGCCUCGUCACUUCGACUCCCGCGAAUCCCUGGAAAUCCCCAGCCGCCGCUUCGACUCCCGCGAGUCGCUCGAGUGAGGAGGCGCCCUUCGACUCCCGCGAGUCCCUGGAGGACAUCCGCAGGCAGUAUGGCUUCUGAAGGACCACGCGCACCAAAAGAUGAUCGACGUAAAACUAAUAGUGUGAAAGUAUUUAUUGAUGAAUGAGUAUUAAAUCUGAUA
Messenger RNA from Penaeus vannamei (Pacific white shrimp), 631 nucleotides. NCBI's taxonomy places the organism in Eukaryota, Metazoa, Arthropoda, Malacostraca, Decapoda, Penaeidae. The record is from RefSeq and is a predicted model, not a curated record.